UUGUGGAAUUGCUAUUGUUAAUUUUGUUGAGUUAUAUAAAAAAAAAAUUAUAAGCAGUCACAUCGCUGUGGGGAAUUCUUGUGUGUGCAAUGGAUGGCCCGCGGUGCAGUGGGCUCCGCCGGAGUAGGCGAUCUCGAGCUCAGAGAAAUCGAGACAGAAAAGCAAAGGGAGCUGGAGGAGGAAGUGGAGGAGGUGGAGGCACCUCGGGGGCGACCAACACUCUCUCCUCAUCAGGGUCUGAGCGAGAGGGCAGCAACAAAAACCCGGCCUCAUCCCGUCCCAGACCCCCGAGACGUCGGAGGAAAGAUUCCACUUCAGGAGAGGAAGACCUCAUUGAUGGCUUUGGAAUUGCCAGCUUCGUCACCUUGGAAGCUCUGGAGAAGGACAUCGCACUCAAACCCCACGAACGCUUAGAGAAACUUCAGAAUCCUCUUGCAAAGAAAAAACGCAAUGAACUUCAAAAUGGCCUGAGUUUCCAUGCCAACAAGAAUAGACACAGCUACCGCAAUGGAAGUUCUGACAGGGAUAAUGGCCCCAGCUUGAGUCAAGGCCAUGGGAAACAGAAGCGUUUCCAGAAGAGGCACAAACAGCUCAAACCUUCUCAACACAGCUGCAGGGAUAGUGACAGUGAAAGUAUCAGCAGUGAUUCUAAGGCUUCCAACCGGAGCUGCUCACAUGAAAGACUGAGUGAUAGUUCUGCUCAUUCCAGUUUGGGAACUGGUUAUUUUGUGAGUAUGCAUGCAAAUUUGCAAUCAUUAUACAUUUUUCGUUUUUAA
Carcharodon carcharias (great white shark) is the source of this 776-nucleotide messenger RNA. Its product is annotated as autism susceptibility gene 2 protein-like. The record is from RefSeq and is a predicted model, not a curated record. The transcript has 4 exons. The coding region runs from base 90 to 776 and encodes 228 amino acids. Lineage: Eukaryota; Metazoa; Chordata; Chondrichthyes; Lamniformes; Lamnidae.